Dinoponera quadriceps is the source of this 2833-nucleotide messenger RNA. It is a transcript of the gene Lamp1, whose product is annotated as lysosome-associated membrane glycoprotein 1-like. NCBI's taxonomy places the organism in Eukaryota, Metazoa, Arthropoda, Insecta, Hymenoptera, Formicidae. Gene Ontology annotation, cellular component: membrane. The record is from RefSeq and is a predicted model, not a curated record. Bases 91 to 1152 code for a protein of 353 amino acids. The transcript is spliced from 5 exons.
UCCUCAUUCUUCCGGAACGAUCAACGCUCGUCGGUUCGUACGAAAGUACUGUAGUUUUGCGCUUAUUGAACUCUCCGAAUUUCCGACGUCAUGCUGAAGCCCCUGCUGCUUCUGUGCUGGACCGCGAUAUUCGUGUCAGCUGGUGACCAGAAGACUAAUGGUACCAGUGGCGCGACUGUUUUCUCGCCUCAAGAGAGAGCAACUGUAGAGCCAUUAAUUGACACUAAAUCAACAACCAUCCCGAGCAGCGCACAUGUGCCAUCUGAAUCGGAUGCGGACAAACCAAAAGUAUCACUCUUAAGCACCUCAGAUGAAAAAACACCCGAUUCUACUACGGAGGUUAUUAGUGUAACACCUCCGACCACCAAGUCGACUACGAUGUCAACUACAUCUACUACACCAUCAAGCACUACACCAUCGAGCACUACACCAUCGUCGACUACAACGAUCCCAACCACCGUUCCUAGUAAUAUUACCACACCAGCGCCGACUCCUGUUCCUCCGCCAAAAACUAAAAAGUGGACGGUCAAACAGAACGAUACAUUGUGCAUCAUUGUCCAGAUGGCUGCACAGUUUGAUUUCUCCUACACCGUCAACAAUACGACGAUCCAGAAGACGAUAGACGUACCCAGCAACAGCAACGCGACGGGAACAUGCGGUAAUACCGAGCAGAAUAUCAUGGUGUCGUGGUACACGCAGAACGAUUCUAGACAAUUGAACAAUUUCACGCUGCAUUUCGUGAAGAACGAGACGAUCAAGCUGUACUCUCUUCAUCACUUCGAGAUCUCCCUCGCGCCGGAAGAAUUCCCAGCUGAUAAGUGGAAUAAGACCGUGACAUUGGUACACAUGGUACCGCAAUAUGAGACUAGAUUGAGUGACUCUUACAGAUGUCUCAAAGAGCAGAAGUUGGACUUGCAUGUGAACGGUGUGAACGAAACCGUAGGGCAUCUGACGGUAUCUAAUUUGCAGUUCCAAGCUUUCAGGACUGACAACAAAACCAUUUUUGGCCUAGCGAAGGACUGUGCGUUCGACACGCCCGACAUCGUCCCCAUAACGGUGGGUUGUGCACUGGCGGGUUUGGUAGUAAUUGUACUGAUCGCGUACCUCGUCGGCCGUAGACGAAGCCAGGCCCGUGGUUAUCUUAGCAUGUAAGCGCUAAGUGGAAGUCCGCGCAAUAAGAUCUUUUUCUUUCUUCACCCUCUUUUUUUUAUCGUUAAACAUAUUUUUUUUUAUUACAAUUUUCCAUUAACGGAAUUGUCUUAUUAAGAGUUUAUGUAGUUGUACUUUGUGUUCUAUAGCCAUGAAGGCUGUGACACGUUUAAAAAAAAAAUAUAUAUUAUAUAUAUGCGUAUAUAUAUAAUAUAGUUCGUAUGUUUAUAAAGUUAUCACGAUUGCGUGCGGCAAUAUUAGGAGAAAAACGAAAAGAAAAAAAAAGAGAUAUAUGUAUCGCGGAUUCGAUACAGGGUGAUAAUUCCGAAGUAACGUGCUCCAUUUUAGGAAGACGAUUUACUUUCUCUCUAACAAUACAAACCUCAAUUAAUCUAGUUAAGUUGUAGAGGAUCUACGUUAUGUGUCUGUGCUGCUACUCGACUACGAUCGACAGCGAGGAUUACCUGUUUUUUCGAUGAGCGUCUGACAAAACGAAAACCAGGAAUAUUCGUUUCGAUAGACACGCGUUAGUAUAAAUAAAUACAAAUAAAAAUAUAAAACUCGAUACUCUAGGUAUUUGCUGAAUCCGCAGCUUCUCGUAACAAGAUACAGUACGUAAUUCAUAGCGUUCCCUCCCCCCUGUUUUCUUUUUUUUCGUUUCUUUUUGUUUCUAUAUUUUUACGAAAGAAAAGGGAACAAUCAUUUCCCGGCUUUAAUUAGCGCGAUACAACGUAUCGCUCUUUAAUUACCUUUGUACGUGUCGAUGUACGUUUCUUUUGAUUGCUUGCAUACUCGAGUCCUUUUUCUGUUUCCGUUCUAUAUAUAUAUAUAUAUAUAUAAUUUUUUUUUUUUUUUUAAUUAAAAGUACCGUGAAGUAAUGGCAGUCGUUUACAGCCCUAGGCGUGCGUGCGUGCGUGCGUCAGAAACAGUAUGAAGGAGCACGAGCUUCGUCCGUUGAAUUCAAAGUUGCGCUUCGCUCGACUCGAGCGAGCACGCCGAAUUAGAUACUACAAAUGAUAAGACCCACUAAGUGUAAUGUCGUUAGUUAGCGUCAAGUGUAGCGAAUAGUAGCUUAACUUCCGCAUAAUAAUUAAUAGUCAAUAUAUGAAUUUCGACAAGAACUGUCCCCAUGAUAGAAUAUAUCAUUGUUUCCUGUCUAACAGGAAAUCAUCCGGAAAAAAAAAAUAGUACACACGCUAUCGCUUGUAUACAAGUCACAUACACAAGUUUAAACACCCUCGUGUUUUUUUUUUAACAACAAUGUGUGGAAUACCACGGUAUCUUCACGGUUUUUUGCUGCUGCUGUUGCUUUACUCAAUCACUUAUCUUUUCCGACACUUUUAUGAGAUUGCGAUUACAUAAUGACGAUCUGGCGAUCUUGUAUAAAAUGCGAACGAAAAAACGGGACUUGUCCGAGUUAAGAAAUUUCACGUGUACACCGUGCUGCUUCAUAAGUGAAUUAUAUUUGUGACGAGACUGAACGAAGAAUAGUGCUUGAGAGCAGCUGGUAGAAAGAGAGAGAUAGAGAGAGAGAGGGCAAAAAGUAAAGUGAAACGAGGUAAAACAAAUCGAUAAACAAAGUGCUGUAUAUAAGACAUAAAGUAGUACUACUUUUGGAUUACGAGUAUGUAUUGCAGCUAGGCGAAAUCUGUUAUAUGAACAAUAAAGUGGCGUAUUUCAAGGA